Molecule: messenger RNA, 4457 nt
Organism: Trematomus bernacchii (emerald rockcod)
Lineage: Eukaryota; Metazoa; Chordata; Actinopteri; Perciformes; Nototheniidae
Product: C2 domain-containing protein 2
Exons: 13
Coding region: 543-2555 (670 amino acids)
Source: RefSeq, a predicted model, not a curated record
ACACCGAGCCGCAAAGCGAGUCCAGCGGCAACAACUGCACUGCUCCGCUUUCAGGAUGUUUACCCGGGACUCUGGUUCUAUAUCUGGAUAUCGUGCGGCGGAGUUUAACUUGAGACUUCGGAAAUAGUUCCUGUUUAAAAACUUUGGUGACUCCAUAGCUAAUGAAGAAUAGCUAGUUAAACGAAGCGUAGCGAAGAUUAGCUAACUAAGCUAACAACCACAUUGAAUGGGAGAAGAAGAGUGUGCUGUUCUCUACGUUUAUUUUGAACCGAAACUGUGUUCUAGGUAUAGGACAAUGAUAUAAGUAUUUUAAACACCGUGCACAGACUUGGGACAUAUAUACGGCUUUUUAAAGCUAUUAUGGGGCACUGCAACAUGAAUCACAAUAUGCAUAGUUCGCUGUGGGGGCUGAGAUCCGUAGUGAUAUCAGCUGUGGGAGAUCUCUUUCACUGAUUCCCCGACCGAAACCAUACUAUGAGGUUGCCAGGAUAUUUCUCAGAGGAGGUGUGUUAAGCUGCGAUCAUCGCUUUCAUUUGCAAAGAAUGUCCGACUCCGAAAGUUCCGGUUCAUUUUUCGGUUUGGAGGAUCCGCAGUGGUUAUGCAUGGUCACACUUUUCUUCGCAUCCCUCGUUACUUUGAUACUGUAUUUCGUACAGUAUUUCCAGCGUCAGGGUGUAGGGAAAAGGCAGACAGCAGCAGGGGACAAUGCGGCGAAGGAGGAAGCCGGGGCUCUGCUGGGAUGGGCGCUGUCACAGACGAGCUGGAAGAGUCAGUGGAGAGGAGCGUGGUGCAGGGCAUUGAAUGACCAAUCGAAGAAGAGUGGGGGUCCUGUUCGGUUAACAUUCGAAGAUGAUGACCUUGAGGCGUCAGAACUAAUGGUCAGCCAAGUAUCCAGCUUUCAAAAGUCUGCAGGAAAAAAGGCCGCUUGCUGCAGUGUGAUCGGGGAGAAGCUUCAGUUCUCUGUCAGUGCAGCCUCCACAGCCAUGCCUUCAGCAGAGCCCUGUAAAUACACAGUGUGUAUCGCUCCACUGGAGCUGCAGCUGGACCUUCAGAUGCAGGAGGCUAAAGACGAGGUGAAGGUGAUCUGGGGGGUGACGCACCUGGAUACGGGGGUGCUACAGGUCACCCCCACCCUGACCCAGGACCAUGCCUCCUCCUGCCGUGCAGCGGCCCUGCAGCAGCAGCUGAGGGGGCUGCUGUGUGCGGUGCGCCCCUCUGUGCUGCUCAGCUGCAGGCCUGCUCAGGCCUCACAGCUCACGGGUGCACGCAACAAUGUGGUUUCACCCCCAAAACCCCCCCGCGCCCACGACUGGAAGCUGCUGGUGAAGAACAUCCGGGUGACCCUGAAUCAGGAGGAGGAUGCUGCAGGCAGCAUGAAUCCCCUGUGUGUGAUGCAGUUAGACGAUCCUCCACAGAGGUUUAACACCUCCGUGCUGAAGAACACAGCCAGUCCAUCCUGGGACCAGCCCUUUAUCUUUGAAUUGAAUGGACGAUCAAAAGAGCUCAUCAUUCAGUUAAGGAAUGAUGGACAACCUCAAGAGAAUUCAUUACUUGGUCAGGUGUCGGUGCCGUUUGAUCUCGUAAAGAAGCAGCCCAAAGGACAGCAAACAUUUGCACUCAUGACCAAAGACGUAGUGACUGGAUCACUUACUACUGAUUUUACCUACCUGGAGCCCAGUGAGGUGAGGUCCUGGCUGCCUCCCACCCCCGCCUCCAAUAAGAGGGUGGAGAUGGACCGUACUGUAAUGCCCUGUGGCACGGUGGUCACCACCAUCACUGCGGUGAAGAGCAAGCCAGGGCGACCCCUCCCACUUGGACUCAACACAGAUGCUGCUCAGAGGUCAGCGACCAUCAGGCCCAAGCUGUCGGAGCGGCGUGUGUCCGAGCACGCCACCAUGCUGGGGGGCCCCGUCAGCAAGGCCCUGUCCUCCUCUGACACGGAGCUGCUCAUGCUGAACGGCACGGACCCCGUGGCCGAGGCCGCCAUCAGACAGCUGCACCAGUCCGCCAAGCAGAAGCUCAAGUCCCCGGUGAAGAAGAGCACCAUCAUCAUCUCUGGCAUCGCCAAAACGCCCUUGUCUCAGGAUGAUGAGCUGGCUCUGAUGGCGGGCUACGCUGCAGCGAUGGACGCCUCCAUGUCCGAAGCCAGCUCCACUCAGGAUGUGACGGCUGCCAUGGCCUCAGGACCCAGCAGCCCUCCAGACAGCUCCGAGCCCCAGGGGGGCCCCAGUGGGAUGGGCAGGCCCCCGGAGGACUGGGAGAGCCAAACAGGAGAGGAGCUGGAACACACCUCGCUGUCCAUGUGUGUGUCUGAGGCCAGCUGCAAGAAGAGACGAGGCAGCUUCCUCCAGAAGAGUGCCAAGCUGUUCUUCCGCCGCCGUCACCAGCGCAAGGACCCGGGGAUGAGCCAGUCUCACAAUGACCUGGUGUACCUGGAGUCUCCGGCCGCCGUGGAGCGGGCCAGCCGCACCGCCACGCUCAGCCGCAUGCUCACCCGCAAGAGCAGGAAGAGCAAAGCCAACGGCUCUACCUCUACGGGGGAGCCACUUGUGUGACCCUGCUCUCCUCAGUCCCUCCUACAACAACUACCAUCACCUCCACCUCAAACUUGCACUGGCUAACUCCCUGGCUAAUUUACCCCCCCAAUGUAUACUGGGACUCCUGCAUUGUAAAUGGGAAAGCUGUGCAAAUGGAAAACUCUUUUUACUGUCGUUUCCUGCUUCCUGUGAGAGACAGAUAUUCCACCAAAAGCAAGUGUGUGCAUGUGUGAAUGAAGGUCUCCUGUCUGGGAUUAAUGGUAUUUCAGAGGAUUUUGCAUGUUUCCUUUAUCUGAUUUUAUGCAACAUUUUGAAGUCUUUUAAGUGCUUUUGUGGCCUUGUUACUGACAGAAGGGACUGGCUGUCACUCUUUACCUCACAGACACUGAGGGGGAAGAGUAAACUCUCCCUGCUGCAAUCCGUACAUUUCCUACGGAGGACCAACGGGACCAAAGAUGAACUAUAGAGUGGUAUUUGUAUGAUUUGCACAGUUUUGGAAUCUUUAUUUAAAGUGCAAUGACAGGAUCUGCUCUGGUGACAGAGAUUCAUUUUGAAAACAUUAACAAAGGGAGACCAUCUUUUAAAUGUGGGAGAUAGUAAUACGACUACUUUUUGACACUAAAACUAUGAAAUAUGGUAUUUAAAUCAGUUAAUUUGAAAUCCUUGUAAUGGUAUUCCACUUAUAACAAGAUCAGAACUACAGCUAUAUCUACCGUGCAUAUAAAAGCUGUACAACGAAGCUAUCCGCAUAAUGUCAGCCUUAUGUCUAACAUAGAAGUAUAAGUCAUGGAUGAUUGGCAUGCACAGGGAACAUGUUAUCAUGCAUCAUAAGUUAUUACCCUUCCAAUAGGAAAAAAAAGAACAUGAAACUCGGCUAAAUGUGUUUUUUUAAAUGAUAUGCAACUUUCUCCUUUGUCUUCCUAAAAGAUUCUUCCUGUUCACUGCUGUUAUCAUCAGGGUUGUUAAUGUGUCAAAAGGGAAUGAAUGAACCUCUAUGCAGGGACUGUGCAGACACUCAGCCAUAACCAUCGCAUUGGAACGCAGUCUACGCUCAUUUUAUCUGAAAAUGAAAUCCUUUAUUGGAUAUCUUAUUGUUUUUAUAAGAUGUAGCUAUGAACGAACACAUGAGUGUGAACAGACUUUUUUUUUUUUUUUAAUCCAGCUAAUGAUUGUAUUUUCUUUUUGUGAGCAGCUUCUUGAAGACAUUUCUGUCCAACAUGUUAACUACUGUUUCUUUAAUAAGCGAGUGUACUCAGAGAAUGAUGCAGCACUAACGGAUUGCCUGACAGUUUUUUCUGAGGAUGAUGUCACAGGUGGACUUUUGAUUCUUGAGGCUGCAUCUAACACCACAUCAGAGGACUGAAGGACUGUAGGAAAAUGUUAAAAUGAGACACGGGUACACCCAUGUUCCUGCAACAUCAGCAGCAUCUAUAAUCAAGAAGCCUAUGCACAUAACAUAUCUGUUAACUGAGUGUUUACAUUGUUAGACUAUCUGAGAAUUAAAAAGCCUCACUCGCUGUUCAUGAUACUGUCCUGCAGAUACACUGUGGGUUGUCAUUUGUCUUUUACCAUUGUUGACUAAUGUCUGUUUUAAAGCAUUUUAAGGCCCAGAUUGGGGAUGAAGAAAAUGUGAUUACCUUUGCACUCUGAGUUAGAGAUGAGGAAAAGAGUUGUUUUAAUCAUGUUCAGCUUCAGAGCCUUUGCUAAUGGCAGCCUGCAGGCAUUAUCUACUGGUGUACAUUCAGUAAGCAGUCGUGCUGUGUGUUUAAGAAACUACUUCCUGAUGUUUUUUUAUUGGCAUAUGCUCUGUGCACAGAAACGGACCGACUUAGCUGUUGUUGCAGUCAUUUCCCUGCAGGGAUUGUAACUAAUAUAAACAUUGAGGUAAUUCCUUUUCAGCAAUAAAUAUUGAUUAAAUUA